This is a messenger RNA of Sclerotinia trifoliorum, 3649 nucleotides long. The record is from the annotation of a GenBank genome assembly. Lineage: Eukaryota; Fungi; Ascomycota; Leotiomycetes; Helotiales; Sclerotiniaceae.
UAAUGAAGCGCCGAAUAUCUAUUUUAUUAUUCAUAGCCAAGAAAUACCACGUAGGUGCCUUCAGAUGACGCAAAUAAAGCCGUUGCAAGGUUUAAAGUCUCCCACCAACAUUGAUCCUCCUGGUUAACCAACACCAAAACACAACACCAGCAACAUUAGCAUUUCCACCAUCUGUCUGUCAGAACAAAAUGGCAGGCUUUUUACGUGGAAAACAAGCAGGUAUACAAAAUGAUCUAUCUGCCGGUAUCUUGCCAGGCUUGUUUGCGCCAGAUGAUUUGGAUCGUUUCGGUAUCAAUUCGCAAAUAGGGUAUGUUAACACUGCUACUCUGCUACUCUGCUACGCUGCUGCUCUGCUGCUCUGCUACCAUGUAACGAAUGAAGGGAUUCGAGGUCAAGCUAACUUCUAAACUUCUAUAGUUCUCUCGCAUAUGAUCCAGUACAAUCUUUACUUGCACUUGGAACGAACGAAACAACCUUUGGAAGCGGACAAAUUUACAUUUUUGGUCAGAAGAGAGUACAAGCAAAGCUUACAUUACCCCGCCGAGCAUCAGUCAAAACUCUACAAUUUUGCGCCGACAGACUUAUUAGUGUGGAUUCGAAGAACGAAGUUAUAGUAUGGGAUUUAGCUACAGCAAAGAAGUUGGCAGCUUAUUCCCCGCCAGGAAUUGUGACUACCAUUGUGACGGAUCCUAUGCUAGAUUGGUGUUUGAUAGGAUUACAAACGGGAGAUAUUAUAUGCUACGACUUGGAUAGAGAGAAGCUUGCGCCUUUACGGCUUCCGAAUUUCUGGCGCGAAAAGAAUCCAAAAUCGAGGUUGUUGAGCUGUGUAUCUUUACAAUUACAUCCCAGAGAUAUUGGGCAGUUAUUGAUAGGAUAUACGGAGGGAGCUGUAAUAUACUCGUUUAAACAAAACAAACCUGUCAAAUACUUUCAAUACGAAGUUCCAGCCGGAGCUCCUGGUGGGAAUGGAGAUCCUUUGGGGAAGAAUGCGUCUAGGCAACCGCGUCUCACGCAAGCUCUAUGGCAUCCAACUGGAACUUUCAUUGCUACAGCGCAUGAUGAUGCGAGCAUUGUAUUUUGGGAUCCUAAAGAUGGAAGAAUUGUGAUGGCUCGAACUCUACAAGAUACGCAUGUGAAUGUACCUGGAUCUCAGCCGCAAGGUUCUAGCAACUCGCUCGGUACAUUCUCCCUCAAGGAAGAUUUUGCAAAAAUAGCUUGGUGCUGCAAAGAAAACCCGGAUGAUACUGGUCUUCUUGUGGCUGGAGGGGUCCCAACCACGACGCCUACCAAAGGUUUGACAUUUAUAGAGUUGGGUGUAACUCCUGUUUAUGCGACGUCAACUUGGCAAGUCUUGACCGAUCACUUUAAUGCAAAACGUCAACAUUUCCUUUCAACUCCUACUGGGGCAGACAUUACAGAUUUUUGUCUCAUUCCUCGUACUUCUCCACAUUUUGCCGGAGCUCAAGAUCCUAUUGCCAUUAUUGCACUUCUCACAUCGGGUGAGUUAGUUACAUUAAGCUUCCCUAGUGGCCAUCCUGUGUCUCCUACGAACCAACUUCACCCCUCCCUUUCCUUUGUCCAUCCGUUUGUCAAUUUCAUGGCAGUAUCUGCCGUUGAUAGAGGUCGAUGGCUUGGCAUGACAGAAACUCGUGCUAUGGGUCCACCAAUUCUGAAAGGAGGUGCAGAAGGAGUGAAACAUCUACGGAGAUACGAAGCACGUAAUAUCAUUCAAACAGCCCACGGAGAUGGCACAGUCAGAAUUUGGGACGCUGGCCAUGGAGAUGAAUUGGAAAACUCUAGUUCACUACAGGUUGAUAUCGCCAGAGCAGUCGCACGUUUCGAAGAUGUCAAUAUUUCUACAAUUAGUAUGGCCUCAGCUACCGGGGAGUUAUGUGUUGGCACGACUGCUGGUGAAGUGGUAGUUUAUAGAUGGGGUGGCAACAGAGCUUACGGUAGCGAGCAGUCUCCGAAUGAGACUCAACCCGGUGGUAUCACAGAUAUUUCUAUUCGUGCUGAGCCAUCUCUCAAAGAAGGUCUACAACCAUUCAUUCUCUAUGAUAUGCCGCAAGGGUCUAUAAGUGCGACACGAAUGUCAGAUGUUGGAUUCGUAGGAGUUGGAUCUGAAGGUGGACUUUUUUCAAUCAUAGAUCUCCGAGGACCAUCUGUCAUUUUCAGCGCCGCAAUGAGUGACUUCAUUAAGCAAGAUAAGAGAAGUAGUUUCAUGAGAAAGGGAAGUAGCCAAACAUCUGCAAGAUCUGAGUGGCCUGUCUGUAUUGAGUUUGGCGUUAUGACACUGGAUGAUGAUAAAUACUCUAGCAUUGCUUGUUUCGUAGGAACAAACAAUGGUAAAGUUGCCACAUUCAAAAUUCUACCACAGCAGAAUGGUGGAUAUACAGCUCAAUUUGCAGGAGUGACAGCCUGCUCCGACAAGGUAAUUUCAAUUACGCCAAUUGUGGCCGAAACUGGAAAACCUGCAUCAGCAACUGGGCCUACAGUAGCUGCGCUUCGCAGUGGACAGCAAACUAAUGGCGCUCUUGUAGUUGGUAAGAUAACCGUGGGUGUGUGCUGCUACUGAUCUUCUUUCGUAUGGGAGGAGGUCAGCAGCUUGCCAUGCCUAUCAUCACUCCUUCAUUUGCUAAAUCCUUGAUUCAACAUUCCACAACAUGGUACUAAUAGUUGUACAGUAACCCAAACGGAAGCUCGCAUCUUUAAACCUUCAAGUGCCAAAGGUGCCCACAAAACAUUCGAUGAUGUUUUUUGUGAUUCCGCUGCCGUCACCGAAUUCGAACUUCAUGGUUUCGCACUCGUUGGCGUUUUCGGUGAUGGAACAACCCGUGCUUACUCGCUACCAGCAUUGAAAGAAAUUGGCAUGGCCAAGCUUGACAUGCUGGACAAGACUCGUUCUUCAAACAGUGUCGUAACGCCUUCUGGGGACAUUCUAGGUUGGACGGGCCCAAGUGAGAUUGCAAUGGUUAAUGUCUGGGGAACCGGACUACCACUCGGCAGAAGCCAGGAUAAGCUAUUCAAUCCCGAAGCAUUAAUCCCUCCACGUCCCACCAUUUCAAAUCUCCAAUGGAUAUCAGGAACUCAAUACGUUUCUCCCACUGAUCUGGAUAUUCUGAUUGGUGGUCCCGAUCGCCCGCCUAGUAAACGCAUGCUUGCGGCGUCAGCGGAGGAAGAACGUCUAGCUAGAAUUUCUGGUGGUGGUGGAGCAGGACCUAGUGGAACUCAAGAGGGAUGGGGUGACUAUAUGACAAGACAACUAAACGAGAGGACGGAGAAACUUAAUAUUAUGGGCGAUAAUUUGGAUAAGGUGCAGGAGAAUAGUGCGGGAUGGGCCGAUGAUGUUAGCAAGUAUGUCAACAAACAGAAGAGGAAUAUGUUGCUGGGAGGAAUUACUGGAAAGUGGUUUUAGGACAUGGAGAUUGUAUGGACAAUAAUAGAUAGGAUGUAUGGAUGGGCGUUCUUGGGAUUUAGCGGAUACCUGGUAUGGGAAUUAUACCUCGAGAAUGCUUGAAAGAUUAUGUGUCUACUUGACAUUGCGAGCGUGUGAGUUCCUAGGCGUUAGAUUUUGGGCUGGAUUUCAUAUCUCAUAUGACAUCUAUAUCAUAAAAAUAGCCAUUGCGGUUCAAUAUAUGACUUCAAAAUG